This is a messenger RNA of Lentinula edodes (shiitake mushroom), 2802 nucleotides long. Its product is annotated as P-loop containing nucleoside triphosphate hydrolase protein. Gene Ontology annotation, molecular function: GTP binding; microtubule binding; GTPase activity. NCBI's taxonomy places the organism in Eukaryota, Fungi, Basidiomycota, Agaricomycetes, Agaricales, Omphalotaceae. The transcript has 12 exons. The record is from RefSeq and is a predicted model, not a curated record. Gene Ontology annotation, cellular component: cytoplasm; microtubule; membrane. Bases 367 to 2442 code for a protein of 691 amino acids.
GACUUUCACUGUCAAUUACUCCCAUACAUCGAUGUCCAUGUUUAGUGCUAAGAACUCCGCGCGGAGGGGUACUACAACUACAACUACCAAUUCGUCGCAGGAUGUUGCAUCUUCGAAAUCCUUCACUGUUAUUCCAUCACGCAGCAGUUCCUCUCACUCACCCGACAAUAGUUCGUCGGGUUUUACCUGGCAGGCGCAAUCUAAUGCGCACCAAGCUAAUCACAAUGAAGUUGCGACUUCUGAUUAUGCAAAAAAAUGUAAAGCUCUCAUGGAGCUCUAUCGAGCACUCCGGUCUAUGGGGUUAGAGCUCACUUCAUCAUUGACUCGCAUUCAUUCAUCAACCUUGUUAUCCCAUACAGAGCAGAAAUGUUCUUCAAUCUUCCGCAAAUUGCGGUCAUCGGCUCUCAAUCAGCUGGAAAAAGCUCCUUGAUCGAGGCAGUUUCCGGAAUCAGUGUUCCCAGAGAUAGUGGAAUAUGCACCAGAUGCCCUGUAGAAGUCUCUAUGAUUUCAUUUGUUGAGGAAUGGAAAUGCAUGAUUAAGUUGCGGAUUGAAUAUGAUCCUUCUGGUGAAUUACAGGGAAAUUCUACCUUGAUAGAGUUUUGUACUCUCUCCCCACCUGAUAGAGCAAAUGUCGACCUGUGGCUCCGGAGAGCCCAAGCAUCUAUACUUUGUCGCGAGCGACCCAUUUCAGACUUUCAGAUCAUGAGUUUGAAUGAGUUGAAGCGUUUGAAGCCUGGUGAAGGCUCUAUGCUUGCGUUCUCCAUGAACGUCAUACAAGUCCAGCUUGAGGACCCUGAAGCAACAGAUCUCACCUUCAUCGAUCUCCCAGGGUUGAUUCAAAAUGCAUCCCAAAGCGAGAUUUCCAUUGCACAAGACUUGGUCAAGAAAAAUAUUGAAGAAAUCGAGACUGUGAUUCUAGUUACCAUUCCGAUGAGUGACGAGAUGGAGAACCAAGAGGCUGUUCGAUUAGCAAAACAAGCGGACCCUUUGGGUGAUCGUACCAUUGGUGUCCUCACAAAGCCUGAUACCAUUACCCGUGGCGCUAUAGGGUCUCGCGAGCGCUGGAAAGAAGUUCUCCAGGGCAAGCUCCACCACUUUCACCAUGGGUAUUAUUGUGUCCGUCUCGCUGACGACGAAGAACGUGCCAAAAGAUUGUCCAGGUCACAGUCAGAGGUUCUUGCAACUGAUUUCUUUGCGAAAACAGAGCCAUGGAGCGGUUUCGUGGAUCGGAGUCGAUUUGGAGUUCCGAAUUUUGUCAAGGAUAUGAGCAAAUUGUUGUUGGGAAUGAUUGAAGCAAAUCUGCCUGAACUUAGGGUUGCGGUGGAUCAACUUAUUCUGGAGUGUUCAAAUGAUCUCGAGGCCAUACCUAUCGUCCCAACCAAAGAACCAUCGACUGAGAUUCUUCUUCGUAUCAGCGACUUCUGUAGAGAUGUGAUGCAGGCAGUGAUGGGUGAAGAUCACAAGUUCCUGGUUCAGCACAACAAACGUCACUACGAAACAUUCAAAGUGGCAAUCGAACGUACGAAUCCUGACUUUUGGCCUUUCAUUUCCAAAGAAGAUCAUGUGAAUCCAAACCUUCAUGUUCAAGGAGGAAGUGUCGGACCGUUAGACUUGGAAGAUGUUCGAAAGGAGAUUGCAGAAGCCUUGACGUGGGAGCUCCCUGGAACCAUUCCUUUUGACGCCGUCAAAAUGAUUGUCUUGAAGUCAACAACAAAGUGGUCGGCUUCCACGAACAAAUGUUUCGACUCUGUUUUUCAGACUACUAGCUCCGUUGUCGGGGAGCUCAUUGAAUAUCAUUUCAAGCAAUUUUCGAAGCUGGAAGCCUUGAUUAAAUCCCUUGUUCAUUUUGAACUCGACACUUGCAAAACAAGAGCUUUGGGUAUCAUUCAUAAGCUUCUUUCUCAUGAGAGUGUACCGCUGUACACCCAGAAUGAUUUAGAUCUGGCGACAGAGAAGAGCAAAUGGCUUUCAAAAUAUACAAAUGUAUAUCGAACGUCUGGCAACUAUCAUCUAUCCCGGAACCCACCACCGCCUCCCACAGCCUACAGUGGCGGAGCCUCCCAGCCUCGUCCUCGUGCCAUUCCUAAGGGGCGUUCCAGUUCACGUUCUCUUAGUACUUCGCCGGUGCGCCCUGCAUCUCCAUUGCAUACAUAUAACGAUGAGCUAUCGGUCAUGGCUACCGUGAGCGCCUACUUUCAGGUUGCUUCCAAACGAUUCGUGGAUCACAUCCCACUAGCUAUUGAACACGAACUUAAUCAAUUCUUUGCGGCGAAUGUACAUCAAGCGCUUCUCCAAGAUAUGAUGUCUGGAACUGAUGUUCCCGGGAGGUUGAAGGAUUUGUUGAGUGAAGAUGAGGGUAUAACUACGAGGAGGCAAUUUUUGAAUGAGAGGCUGACACGAUUGGAGGAGAUCCGCGAAAAGCUGUCUCAGUUCAAUACCUAAUGGUAGAUACUCUUCAAUAUUCAAUUCCAGAGGCCCGAGUCUGUUCGAGUUUGCUGUCCAUCAAUAAAUGUCCUCUCACAUAAUCCCUUUCACAAUUCUUGCUCUUGUAUGUACAUUGUACCAAUAUCUUGUUACCCUUACGUCGUCUCGUUAUCUCUGUUCCUCAACUUACCGUGGAACAAUGACAACAGCGAAACAAGUUCCCAUAUACACAUCAUUGACUCAAAGUUUUCUCUGUUAAUCUAGUGGACGAGAUGUUGCGAGGUCGAAAAAGAGAAUUUUCUAAAGUUUCAGAAGUUAGGACAGACUUGGAGUGUUGAGGAGGUGGAAGGAUGGAUAUUCAAGCUUUUCACAACCGAA